Messenger RNA from Aureobasidium namibiae CBS 147.97, 921 nucleotides. RefSeq lists its product as uncharacterized. The transcript has a single exon. The record is from RefSeq and is a predicted model, not a curated record. Bases 1 to 921 code for a protein of 306 amino acids. Lineage: Eukaryota; Fungi; Ascomycota; Dothideomycetes; Dothideales; Saccotheciaceae.
AUGGAAGAAUACAUCAGAUACCUGCACGAUUGGCUAGGACCGCUACACCCAGCAAGCCCCGAAAAGCUCGAAACAUCACCCACACAGAUAAUGCUAGACCCUCAAUCACCUCAAUGGCACAUCAUUCAAACCUUCCGCGAUGUCUUGGAAUCAAACUGUGAGCCUCGACGUGCCGCAGAACGUCUAGCAGAUAUCGUCCGGUGGACAACAGAUAUCCCUACAUGUUACAACAACAUGUGGGGUUGCUUUUUCAAAGCUGCAGAGCACUUUUCAGACAUGGAGACACUGUCGAAACUGACAGAUUUACUCGCUUGUCUGGCAAGUCUACCCGGAUCCAUCAACACAAUCAGAGAUCCCGAUGAUCCGAGCAAGAAACCUAUAAUCAUCGAUGACGAAACCGACGUCGAAAUCUUCUGGAAAGACCUCCCCGAGUUCUCUAUGAAUCUUACAGAGAGAAUGCAAGGACCAGAAGCCUACCUUGCCUUCAACGCCACCCCUGAAGACGCAAAACGCAAAUGGACAAAUAUGAAUACCUUUGUCGCACUCCUCGUUCGCAACCACGGAUCAGCUUUCCCGAAUCAGUUCGGCGGCCUGGUAGUUUUUGCUUUUUGGACCUUUGCAGCUUCGCUCGAACAACCACCUGACUCAAGGUUUGGGAAAAACAUGCCCCUUCGUUUGCCUGCGUGUUGCAGGUGGAUCCUGUUGGUCAGGGACGUGGCAAGGGAAAAGAUGGACCAAGGGUAUCGAGGAAAGCCCUGGACGGCAUCGGUGGGAGAGCUUUGGGGUGAUCCAGCUGAGGUGAGAGAGGUGAAUGAAGCGAGGUGGGCGUUUUGGAAGUCGAGGUUUGCGGCUUUUAGUGAGGACUCACGGUUGGAUGCUGAGAUGGCUGAUACAGCUUUGCAGGUAUCGAAGUUGAUGUGA